AUGCUGCAGAAGUGUUUUGGGGCAGACGGACAAGCAGCGGGGCGAGACGCCUUGCGCGGGGUGUUUGAGAGUCAAUCCAGCGGUCGCCUUUGUCCAAAAAAAGUAAUAGAGCGCGCCAUUGGGCAACGUCGGACGUCCUCCCGCGGUGGGGCGAUCAUCGGAGACGGGCUGCCAUCAACUCGCCAGCAACAAGUCGUCACAGCUGUUCAUCGGUCUGGGCCUGUGGCGCUCCCCGUCGAAAUUGAUGAAGAUGACCUGAUGCAAAUCAAAGGUCGUGAGGGGUGGUACGAGGCAAGGUGGGCAGCUGUAGAUCAGCCUGAGUGGAACAAGGCAACGUUCAUCAGGUCACAACAGGUCACCCCCACGAUGCGCCUUGUCGUGUUGGAGAUCGAAAUAUCACGUGAGAAGAUCGCCCUGAGGAAUGCCUACAAGCACGUUGGCCAAACUGCAAACUUGAGGGUCAAUGGCUUAGAAAACAUUGUGACAGUGGCGAACUCGCCCUACAGUCAGCAGCUGAACAAGUUGCCACUGUUUAGUGUGAGAGGUGACCUUUUUGCUGGCGAGAUCAAAUUCGUUAAGGAGGACCUUCUUGUUAAGACCGAGCUUGAAGUUUUAGUGACUGAAGAAGAGGCUCCAGAUGUGUACAACCUGGUGGAAGGCGUUGAAGUUGAAGUGGGGCCGUUUGUGGGGGAGGGAAUUAACCUCCGAGGCGACAUAGCCGGCAUCUACAGAUACCCUACGAUUGUGAUCUUUUGUGAAGGAGAAGGGAUCGCAACAGCCAAGGCACUCAUUGAGUGCCCCUCAGAUGUCGUCAGUCUGAACCUGCCCUACCGAACAGAUGCCAGGCUAUACUACAAGGCACCCAAUCAGGACAGCCUGGCCUUCCAAGACAUGUUUGAAAAGUGGGAGAAGAUGGGUUGCAAGGUCAUAACCACCACAGGCACUUUCCAAGAGGCCUUUGAUGAUGACGACACGCUUGUCUACGAACCGGAGCUGACAGCAGCGGUCAUAUUAGUCGGCGGAGAUGAAGAGGCAGAGAAAAAGGCCCUUGCUGUUUGUAAGGAGGCGGAGAUCUCAGAGGUCGUCAAGAGCACGGACGAGAUGCCGGCACCCAUAUACUGUGAAACGGGGCUGAAGCAAAUAUAA
Ostreobium quekettii is the source of this 1146-nucleotide messenger RNA. The record is from the annotation of a GenBank genome assembly. NCBI's taxonomy places the organism in Eukaryota, Viridiplantae, Chlorophyta, Ulvophyceae, Bryopsidales, Ostreobiaceae.